GGUCCAGAAUUCCAGGUUCUGAAAAUCUUCCCUUCAAACUCAGAGAACAUCUCCUGUUCUUUUCCCUCGUCCGGUGUUGCCGAGGAGAAGGAGCCGCCAGCUGAUUCUCGUUCUUCACAGAGUGAAGUCUCUCCAGCCGGGCAUGGCGAGCUCCGGGAGUGACUGAAGGAGACGGGUCCCUUGGCUCCGCCUGCACCCGGGCCGCACUGCCCAGGGUCCGAGCAAACACAGACGCUACACAAAUCUAAAGACAGAAACCACCUCCGCCGGUCAAGAAGCCCUCAGAAGGCCCUUGCCAUGGACACAGAAGAUGAAGAGAACACGAGUUCGAGCAGCACAGAUGUUAAGGAAAGCUGCGGUCUGGACAGCGUGCCCCCCAAGGACGGCAGCGCGCCCGGGCCCGGCGAGGGCGCCCCGCUCUCCAACGGGGGCAGCGGUGGCGCCAGCCGGAAGCGGCCCCUGGAGGAGGGCAGCAACGGCCACGCCAAGUUCCGCCUGAAGAAGAGGAGGCGGCCGCCGGGGCCCGCGCUGCCGAAGAAUGCCCUGAUGCAGCUGAACGAGAUCAAGCCCGGCCUGCAGUACGCGCUGCUCUCACAGACGGGCCCCGUGCACGCGCCCUUGUUCGUCAUGUCCGUGGAAGUGAACGGGCAGGUGUUCGAGGGCUCCGGCCCCACCAAGAAGAAGGCCAAGCUGCACGCCGCCGAGAAGGCCCUGCGGUCUUUCGUGCAGUUCCCCAACGCCUCCGAGGCGCACCUGGCCAUGGGGAGGACCCUGUCCACCAACACGGACUUCACGUCCGACCAGGCCGACUUCCCCGACACGCUCUUCAACGGCUUCGAGACCCCCGACCGGUCGGAGGUGCCCUUCUACCUGGGCUCCAACGGGGACGACUCCUUCAGCUCCAGCGGGGACCUGAGCUUGGCGGCGUCCCCGGCGCCCGCGAGCCUCGCACAGCCCCCCCUCCCCGGCCCCCCGCCGUUCCCGCCGCCGAGCGGCAAGAACCCCGUGAUGAUCCUGAACGAGCUGCGGCCCGGGCUGAAGUACGACUUCCUGUCGGAGAGCGGGGAGAGCCACGCCAAGAGCUUCGUCAUGUCCGUGGUGGUGGACGGCCAGUUCUUCGAGGGCUCGGGCAGGAACAAGAAGCUCGCCAAGGCCCGGGCCGCGCAGUCCGCCCUGGCGACCAUUUUUAACUUGCACUUGGAUCAAACGCCGUCUCGCCAGCCCAUCCCCAGCGAGGGCCUGCAGUUGCACCUGCCGCAGGUGCUAGCCGAUGCCGUGGCCCGCCUGGUGCAGGAUAAGUUCGGCGACCUGACGGACAACUUCUCCUCUCCGCACGCUCGCAGGAAAGUUCUAGCCGGCGUCGUCAUGACCACAGGCACCGACGUGAAAGACGCCAAGGUGGUAAGCGUGUCCACGGGGACAAAGUGCAUCAACGGCGAGUACAUGAGCGACCGCGGCCUCGCGCUCAACGACUGUCACGCGGAGAUCAUCGCGCGGCGGGCCCUGCUGCGCUUCCUCUACGCGCAGCUGGAGCUCUACCUGUCUAACAAGGACGAUCAAAAGCGAUCCAUCUUCCAGAAGUCGGAGCGUGGGGGGCUGAAGCUCAGGGACAGCGUGCAGUUCCACCUGUACAUCAGCACAUCUCCCUGCGGGGACGCCAGGAUCUUCUCGCCGCACGAGCCCAUCCUGGAAGAACCGGCGGACAGACACCCGAACCGCAAGGCCAGAGGACAGCUGCGGACGAAGAUAGAGUCUGGCGAAGGCACGAUCCCCGUGCGGCCCAGCGCGAGCCUGCAGACGUGGGACGGGGUGCUGCAGGGCGAGAGGCUGCUCACCAUGUCCUGCAGCGACAAGAUGGCGCGGUGGAACGUGGUGGGCGUGCAGGGGUCCCUGCUCAGCAUCUUCGUGGAGCCCAUCUACUUCUCGAGUAUCAUCCUGGGCAGCCUCUACCACGGCGACCACCUCUCCAGGGCCAUGUACCAGCGGCUCUGCGGCAUAGAGGACCUGCCCCCGCUCUACGUGCUCAACAAGCCCCUGCUCAGCGGCAUCAGCAACGCGGAAGCGCGGCAGCCGGGGAAGGCGCCCAACUUUAGCGUCAACUGGACGGUGGGCGACGCGGCCAUCGAGGUCAUCAACGCCACAACGGGGAAGGACGAGCUGGGCCGUGCGUCUCGCCUGUGCUCCCUCCAGCCUGCUGCGCUCCAAGAUCACGAAGCCCAACAUGUACCACGACUCCAAGCUGGUGGCCAAGGAGUACCAGGCCGCCAAGGCGUGUCUGUUCAAAGCGUUCAUCAAGGCGGGGCUGGGCGCCUGGGUGGAGAAGCCCACCGAGCAGGAUCUGUUCUCUCUCACGCCCUGACCGGGGGGGCGUGGGGCAGAGGCUGCCCGCGCCGGCGCUGUCUCCAGAGCCUCACGUCCGAACUGGGGGCAGGGGUGUGGGGACGCGGGGUGCUGGGCGUCCAGCGCUGUCUCCGGAGCCUCACGUCCGAACUGGGGGCAGGGGUGUGGGGACGCGGGGUGCUGGGCAGGGAGGGUGUGGGGUCCAGCGUCUCCCUCUACGACAUCGUUACCCCUGGAAUGACCCAGUGACUACUUUCCGUCUCCGUUUACGUCUAGAAAUUGAGUUCUACUGAGUAGGGCUUCCUUAAGGUUAGGAAAAUAGAAAUUACUUUGUGUGAAAUUUUUGAAUAAAUAAUUUAUUCAGAGUUAGGAACGUGGUUUAUAGGCCACGUUAUUUUAAUUGCAGAAGAGCAUUUAUCUGUGGAGAAGGUGAGGAAGUAGUGGCAGGAGGAGAAGCCUCGCAGCCGUGCCGCGGGCGGGUCCUCCCAGCGCAGGAGACCCCGCGGGAGGGGCCCGGCCCUGCGCUCCCCCGAGUCCCCCACGCAGUGACGGCGUGCGCCCGUGGGGACGCAGCCCCGAUCCCCGGACCCUUCAGUCCCCUAGCAGCGUCUGCGCUCCUCCUGAAAUCACAUCAUGGAAAAGGUGUGUUGGUUUACGUCUCAGUAACCAGAGAUGAGACAGGGGCAGUGAUCCUGGCCAUUCUCGUGAGGUUCUCAACAGUGUCGCACUUUCAGGGACUAGGAGGAAGCCGUAGGGGCCAGUGCACAAAAGUCAGCCUGAAAUCCCCCUCCCUGUCUCCGAAUCCCACGGACGUGGGUGACUCUCCAGACAUCUUCACAGGAAGGAAAUAGAAUUAAUUAAGUAGAUAGAGUCGUUCUUAGAAAAUGCCAGUAAGGCGUAUUUUUAAAUUCUUCUUUCCAGCUUUAUCAAAGACAUGUUUGAGUCAGUAUUCAGGCUGGAAGCUGGUGAGGCAGCAUGCCGCGGGCGUCGUCCCCAGCACGGUCUGGACGUUGACGGUCACGGCAGGGAAGGGGUGCUGCUGGUGCCUGGGGUGGCCCAGGGGCGCUGCUGCACAUUCCCCAGCCCCGCCCCCGGUGGCCCUGGGCUGAGCCAGCAGACAGUCAGGAGUGCGGGCAAGGGUCCUGGGGCACCUGGACCUGAGCUCAGAGAUUUGCACCAAUUGCCUUGUUGCUUCCACUCAGGAUCAGACAGGAGCCCCGGGGGAGCGUCCUGCCCCUGCUGGAUCAGGGCCGUUUACACGGAAGUGGGCAGGGGCUGCUGUGGAGGCUGUAGGCAGAGCCGGGAGACCCCACCUCACCUUGCCAGACUGUGAAAACGCAGAACAGGAGCAGGGCGGCCACGGUCCCCUCCGCCCAGGCCCCGCGUGCUCAGAGCUGGAGACUCGGACCAGAAGCGCCGUGCCUGCCCCUGUCGCCAGCGGUCCCUGGGGGGUGGGGGGUGGGGCUGGUGUGCUGCAGGGACCCGGGGGUGUGGCUUGGCUCAGGGGCCAUGGCCUUCUCUCCGCUGUAGCAGGAAGGGUGUCAGCUGGUGUGGCCGCCCUCCCCAAGCAGGUGCUGCCGCGCACAGAACAUCCGAGCGCUGCGUUUUUAUUCUCUCGAUAAAUGGUAUUUUUUCUAAUGGGGAUUGGGAGAUGGACUUAGUUUUUAAAAAAAAUACGUGGAUUUUAAUGAAAAGUUCAGUGGAAAUAUAUUGCAUUAUACAUACAAACACCACCCAGUAUGUCUGACUUCCUCCGUCCCGCUAACCACGGAGGCGAGCGCGGCGUCCGCUCCCAGUGCGCGGCUGUCCUGUGUGCCGGGCCCGGCGGGCCCCCAGCUGUGCGUGUGUCCAGGCCCACAGGGGGGUCGGGAGGGAGGAAAGGAGCCCCGUCCGCCUGGGACCCCGGGUGGCUCCCGGGUCGACGGCGGGAGCAGAACAGAAGCGGGAACGUGAACUCCUCCAGGCGCCGGGUCCGGAGACUCGGCCCUUGAAAGGGUCCCUUCCGAGGCUCAGGGUGCACCACCCCGUCUCCCCAGGCGUCACUUGGCAUAGCGUGCCCUUAGUCAGGAUUGUAGAGACUUAGACCAAUUGACACAGCCAAGAACUUGGGUGUUUGAGAAAAAUCUUCAAUUUUGAGGACAUUUUGACCAGGGGGUUGGGAGGGUUCUCUUCUGUUUUGUUCGCUAAACCUAUUAAUUCCAGGAAGACACCGGCCGCGGGCCACUAUCCUGCUAGAGGAAGGCCUGAGUCACAGCGGGGUCCCCGGCGGGGCUCCUCCUGCCGCCCGGGGUCAGCCCAGGCCGGGCGUGCCCUCUUCGCGGUCAGAUGCCACAGAGCGCAGUUCUGAUUCUGAAUCAGAGUGUGCUUGACUCGUCUAAUCAGAAGCAGUUACUUUAUUUUAAAACGUACAAGCCAGCUCUCACCCGGCACUCACUUCCCUGGGAUGUGUCUUGAUUCCCGCCAUCGUCCUGCCGCCCAGACGACAGGAUCGCCGCUUUCCUUGGAGCAACGGUGUUUCCCGUGCUUUGUGCCGUGACGCUGGGGCGAGGCCGCUCUCCGGCCGACCCCGGGGCGGCUCAGUGACGCUGUGGGCGAGGGCUGCACGCCCUCCGCUUUUUCUCAAAACAGAAAUAUCAGAUGUUUUUUAUUUCUGAAACGUUUUACACCAAAAUACAGGGUCAGCCCCAACCGUAAAUUCGUACUAGCAAGAGAAGUAACAUCGGCUGGUUUUCCCAUUCCUAAAAUCUACGAAGCUAGAGUCUCUCAAAAGAUUCCUCGUUAUCAAGCCCCACCUAUGUGAGCGGGAAGGGCAGAGUAUUUGUGACCAUGCGCGUGUCCAGUGUUGUCUGUCCCUGUCCCUUGGCGUGUCCUGUGACCCCCUCUCCAGCCACGCGGCCCGUCACGUCCUUGGGGCCGGUGAGGCCGGGGUCUGGCUCAAUCCAGACGUGUCGCUGUCCUCUGGGGCCGCUCGCUGUGCACGCGCUCACGAUGCAGGGAUGACCCCGAGCCCCAAGAACGUGUAGCGUGGCCCCGCCGUGGGCUGGCGGGACAGCAGGAGCCGACGCCCGUCCUUCCGGAUGCCACCACCAGUGUUAAAGGCCGUCUGCGGAACGUGUGUCGAGUGAGCCUGGAAGCAGUUGGCUUCUCCAGAUACUGGAUGUGCUUUUACUUUGUUUUAUUUUAGAAUUGGGACACUUUUCUAUGAAUGUAAUUCAGCCAAGAGCCCUGUCGCUAAGACCCAGGCCCCGGUGUCCUCUGUCCGUACACUGAUGUAUAUACACCCGUGCAACCCGCAUGAGCUCGCCCUCGCACCGAGACCAGCCGGAACCAAGCAUGAGACGCUGUCCUGUAGACAGAGGACUGGACAUGUUCUCAAUAAAAGACACAGUGUUCCACC
Molecule: messenger RNA, 5737 nt
Organism: Neogale vison (American mink)
Lineage: Eukaryota; Metazoa; Chordata; Mammalia; Carnivora; Mustelidae
Gene: ADARB1
Product: adenosine deaminase RNA specific B1
Exons: 11
Coding region: 298-2589 (763 amino acids)
Biological process (GO): adenosine to inosine editing; RNA processing
Cellular component (GO): cytoplasm; nucleolus
Molecular function (GO): tRNA-specific adenosine deaminase activity; double-stranded RNA adenosine deaminase activity; double-stranded RNA binding
Source: RefSeq, a predicted model, not a curated record